Molecule: messenger RNA, 1048 nt
Organism: Suricata suricatta (meerkat)
Lineage: Eukaryota; Metazoa; Chordata; Mammalia; Carnivora; Herpestidae
Gene: TSR3
Product: TSR3 ribosome maturation factor
Exons: 6
Coding region: 92-853 (253 amino acids)
Biological process (GO): maturation of SSU-rRNA
Molecular function (GO): rRNA small subunit aminocarboxypropyltransferase activity
Source: RefSeq, a predicted model, not a curated record
GGUGGGCGCCGCGCUGCGCGCGUCCGUGGAGCCAGAAGCGGCCGAGGACGAAGGCAUUCCGGGGCCGGCGCGGCUGCCCUGCCCGCUGGCCAUGUGGGAGCUGGGCCACUGCGACCCCCGGCGCUGCACGGGCCGCAAGCUGGCCCGCCUGGGUCUGGUGCGCUGCCUGCGUCUGGGCCACAGGUUUGGCGGCUUGGUACUCAGCCCCGUGGGCUCCCAGUACGUGUCCCCCGCGGACAGACAGCUGGUGGCACAGUGUGGGGUCGCUGUCAUCGACUGCUCCUGGGCCCGCCUGGAUGAGACACCGUUUGGGAAGAUGCGAGGGAGCCACUUGCGGCUGCUGCCCCAUCUGGUAGCGGCCAACCCCGUGAACUACGGCCGGCCCUGCAAACUGUCAUGCGUGGAGGCUUUCGCCGCCACCUUCUGCAUCCUGGGCUUCUCGGACCUUGCUGUCAUUUUGCUGCGGAAGUUCAAAUGGGGCAAGGGCUUCUUGGACCUGAACCGCCAGCUCCUGGACAAGUACGCGGCCUGCAGCGGCCCCGAGGAGGUGCUGCGGGCGGAGCAGGAGUUCCUGGCCUGCGCCAGGGAGCGCCCCGGGGAGGAGGACCUCGAUCCUUUUGAUGUGGAUUCUGGGCGAGAGUGUGCAAACCCCAACAGGCCGGUGGCUGGCACCUGGCCGCUGACAGACAGCGGCGACAGCAGCAGUGAGGAUGAGUCUACGGAGCGUGGGCCUGACGCCGAGGGUGGACGAGAUGGCAGCCGCUGCCCGGAAGAGGACCCUCUGGGGCAAGGGGCAGAGGCGAGGGCCCCCGCAGAAGUUUGGAAAGGAAUCAAGAAACGGCAGAGAGACUAAAGGUUGCAGGCACAUCUAAUUUUUGAGGCGGGGCCAUAAAGAACUCAAGAGAGCAGCAGGACUUGGGGGACCCAGGCAGGCCUGGCAGCCUCUGCCGUCUCCACCCCGAGCAGCGCUGGGCCAUGUCCCCACGCUUCUGACACAGCUGUGCUCCGGAGCCUUCGAGCCCCCCCAGUGAAGCUGCAGGCCAGGAAA